Messenger RNA from Haliaeetus leucocephalus (bald eagle), 795 nucleotides. It is a transcript of the gene REC114, whose product is annotated as REC114 meiotic recombination protein. Lineage: Eukaryota; Metazoa; Chordata; Aves; Accipitriformes; Accipitridae. The record is from RefSeq and is a predicted model, not a curated record. The coding region runs from base 1 to 795 and encodes 264 amino acids. The transcript has 6 exons.
AUGGCGGUGGCUGGCGAAGGUCGCAGCUCCGAGCUGGGGCAGGCCUCUGUGCCGGGAGGCACUGGCGACACCUCCCUCCUCGGCAGCGCCACAACGUGGCCCCUGAAACGCUACGGCCGCUUCCUACCCCCGACGGACGGCGACGACGAAGGGCAAAACACCUCCUCUUGGAAGGUUUUUGAGUCAAAUGAAGAAUCAGGCCAUCUUAUCCUUACCAUUGUGGUAUCUGGCCAUUUCUUUAUUUCCCAAGGGCGAACAGUACUGGAAGGCUUUUCAUUAAUUGAUUCCCACAAGUGGCUAAAGAUAGUAAGAAGAGCAAACUGCCUGCUGCUUUGUGCACAGUCAAAGCAGAAUGAAUGCCGCAUGUUUCGUGUUCAGUUUGGUGGAGAUUCAAAAGAGCAGAUGCUGGAACACUGCUGCACUUGCGUUCAGAAACUUGCAGAGUACAUACCAGUUCAAGUAACUGAUGAACAAAGCCAGAAGCUCUAUCACAGUCUCAAUCAGCUGGCUAAUGGUGAAAAUCAAGCAAAGGACACUGAACAAAAUGCAUCAGUACUACAUACACCAGAUGAGCCUCUAUCAGAUUCCUGUACAAGCCUUGGAGAAAGAAGAUCUCUAACACAGCUAGCGCAGUCUGUGCUGAAAAAGAAGUCUGAGCUCCCCCUUGUGUAUCAGCAUUCGGCGUGGCGUGCACAAGAGCUGAGGCCCUUCAUUCGCUUAUGCCUUAUGGAUCAGAAUUUCCCAGCUUUUGUGGAAGAUGUGGAGAAGGAAUUGAAAAAACUUGUGGAAGGUUGA